Molecule: messenger RNA, 1662 nt
Organism: Nestor notabilis (Kea)
Lineage: Eukaryota; Metazoa; Chordata; Aves; Psittaciformes; Psittacidae
Product: potassium voltage-gated channel subfamily H member 5-like
Exons: 5
Coding region: 1-1662 (553 amino acids)
Biological process (GO): regulation of membrane potential; potassium ion transmembrane transport
Cellular component (GO): membrane
Molecular function (GO): voltage-gated potassium channel activity
Source: RefSeq, a predicted model, not a curated record
AUGUGCUCAAAACCGGAAAACGAGUCUCAGCAGCUACCAGUGUUGACGCAGGGAAGCACCACAGCUCUUCUUUAUGCAACUAUUUUUGGAAAUGUCACCACCAUUUUCCAGCAAAUGUAUGCCAACACCAACCGAUACCAUGAGAUGCUGAACAAUGUGAGGGAUUUCCUAAAAUUAUAUCAAGUCCCAAAAGGCCUUAGUGAAAGAGUCAUGGAUUAUAUUGUCUCAACCUGGUCCAUGUCUAAAGGAAUUGACACAGAGAAGGUUCUCUCAAUCUGCCCAAAGGACAUGAGAGCAGAUAUAUGCGUGCACCUAAACCGGAAAGUUUUUAACGAGCAUCCUGCCUUCCGGCUGGCUAGUGAUGGCUGUCUGCGAGCCCUGGCUGUGGAGUUUCAGACGAUCCAUUGCGCCCCAGGGGACCUCAUCUAUCAUGCUGGGGAAAGUGUUGAUGCUCUUUGCUUUGUGGUCUCAGGAUCCCUAGAAGUCAUCCAGGACGACGAGGUGGUGGCUAUUUUAGGUAAAGGCGAUGUGUUUGGUGAUAUCUUCUGGAAAGAAACCAGUCUGGCCCAUGCGUGUGCCAAUGUACGGGCUCUGACAUACUGCGAUUUACAUAUUAUUAAACGAGAAGCCUUGCUUAAAGUGUUGGACUUUUAUACUGCUUUUGCAAACUCAUUCUCAAGGAAUCUCACACUCACCUGCAAUUUGAGGAAACGGAUCAUCUUCCGGAAGAUCAGUGAUGUCAAGAAGGAAGAAGAGGAGCGUCUGCGCCAGAAGAACGAGGUGACACUGAGCAUCCCUGUGGAUCAUCCUGUACGGAAACUCUUCCAGAAAUUCAAACAGCAAAAGGAGAUGCGUAAUCAAGGCUCAACCCACAUUGACCCGGAAAGGAACCAGCUUCAGGUGGAAAGCCGGAGUGUGCAGAACGGGGCCUCCAUCACAGGUGCCAAUGUGGUUACUGUGUCUCAGAUCACCCCCAUCCAGACGUCCCUGGCUUACGUGAAAACCAGUGAGGCCGUGAAGCAGAACAACAGGGAUGCGAUGGAGCUCAAACCAAAUGGAAAUGGAGACCAAAAAUGUCUCAAAGUAAACAGUCCCAUGCGGAUGAAAAAUGGGAAUGGGAAGGGGUGGCUUCGGCUGAAGAACACAAUGGGGACCCAUGAGGAGAAGAAGGAGGACUGGAACAAUGUCACGAAGGCUGAGUCCAUGGGGUUGCUGUCUGAGGACCCCAAGUCCACUGACUCAGAGAAUGGUGUAAAUAAAAACCCAUUGAGGAAAACAGACUCUUGUGACAGUGGAAUAACAAAAAGUGACCUUCGUUUGGAUAAAGCUGGUGAGACUCGCAGCCCCCUGGAGCAUAGCCCCAUCCAGGCUGAUGCUAGGUAUCCUUUCUACCCUAUUCCUGAGCAGGCCUUACAAACCACAUUGCAGGAAGUCAAGCAUGAACUCAAAGAAGAUAUCCAGCUGCUAAGCAGUAGGAUGACUGCCCUUGAGAAGCAGGUGGCAGAGAUUUUAAAAAUAUUGUCUGAAAAGAACGUACCCCAGAUCUCUUCCCCCACGUCUCAUUUAUCACCCCAGCACCCCCCCCAGAUACCCCGUCAGGAUAUUUUUAGUGUUUCAAGGCCUGCCUCACCUGAAUCAGAAAAAGAUGAAAUCCACUUUUAG